Molecule: messenger RNA, 1027 nt
Organism: Vitis riparia (riverbank grape)
Lineage: Eukaryota; Viridiplantae; Streptophyta; Magnoliopsida; Vitales; Vitaceae
Product: peptide methionine sulfoxide reductase-like
Exons: 2
Coding region: 168-740 (190 amino acids)
Molecular function (GO): peptide-methionine (S)-S-oxide reductase activity
Source: RefSeq, a predicted model, not a curated record
UGUUGGGAAAGAAAAACAAGAUAUUAGAACCCACCAAUCUCCAUCUCCGUGGAAAGAAACAAGAUCUCUGUGUCUGGACUGGAUUAUAGCUAAGAUUCAUUCACUUUCAAUGUUGUGGCUUCUCUAUAAGAGCCCCCACAGCUUUUUCUAAUAUUUUCUCACUAUCAAUGGCGGCCAACAGCACUAACCCGGCUCUGGAACCGGAUCCGGAUCGCCCAGACCACCCGGGUCUGGAGUUGGCUCAAUUCGGAGCAGGGUGCUUCUGGGGGGUGGAGCUUGCGUUUCAGCGCCUUGUUGGGGUGGUGAAGACGGAGGUGGGGUUCUCUCAGGGCCACGUCCCUGACCCAACCUAUAAGCUCGUCUGCACCGGAACCACCAACCAUGUGGAGGUGGUUCGGGUCCAGUUCGACCCCGAUGUGUGCCCCUACUCCAACCUCCUCUCUCUCUUCUGGUCUCGGCACGAUCCCACCAGCCUCAAUCGCCAGGGUGCUGAUGUGGGCACACAGUACCGAUCGGGGAUAUACUACUACAAUGAGGCCCAGGCUCGUUUAGCUCGUGAAUCAUUGGAAGCUAAGCAGAAGGAGUUGAAUGAUAGGAACAUUGUCACUGAAAUUCUUCCAGCAAAGAGGUUUUACAGAGCAGAGGAGUACCAUCAGCAAUAUCUGGAGAAGGGUGGAGGUAAAGGCUUACGCCAGUCUGCUGAAAAGGGCUGCACUGACCCCAUCAGAUGCUAUGGUUGAUGAAUUAUAUAGAAUUUUAUGUUUGGAACUUCCACCUCUGUUUGGGGUUCUUGCUUCUUAGUUCCGAAUCAAUAAUUACAAACUACUCUAGUCUAGUUGUUAAAUCUUAAGGGAGCCUAUGGUUGGAGCACGUUCUAGAAACAAUCUGAUUUGUCAUAUGGAUGAAGCUUCCACUAUGUUUGGGCUUCUUGCUUGGUACUUCAGAAUUAAUAAUUAAGAACUACUCCAUCCCAGAUUGUCUUUGAAACAUUUUAGUAAUAAAAUGCUUCUAUGAUAUGUUGAGCUUU